Messenger RNA from Ilex paraguariensis (yerba mate), 186 nucleotides. The record is from the annotation of a GenBank genome assembly. NCBI's taxonomy places the organism in Eukaryota, Viridiplantae, Streptophyta, Magnoliopsida, Aquifoliales, Aquifoliaceae.
AUGGAAAACUUUUGCUUCCCACAAGCGCCAACCGUUGAUGUCGAAAAUUGCACACCGAGCUCUGCGGGAAAUGGUGGAGUUGAAUUACACCUUGAUUGUCUUUGGGGGGACCCUACAAGAGAAGUCCGAGAACUGGAGGGAUUCCAAUGGUCGACCUUAGAUAAAGUUAGAGAGAAAUUAUUGAGA